AUGUGUUAUUUCAUUGUCGAGGGUACAUGGCCUGUUGAUGGUACUGCCCAUUGUCUGGCCAACCAAGUCGACGCGGGAUUUCCGAGAGACUUGGGAGAGACCUUGUCGUUGUUCAUCCGACAUUUCGUGCAGCUGGCGAACGGCGAACACCGUAUCUAUCGUGCCUCUAUUAGUUUUUUCUUCUUCUUUGUUCUUCCUUGGUAUAUAUCUUUCUUUUUUUGGUUCUCCUUUCUCUCUGCCUUCCUUGUUAUUUUUAUGUUUGUUUGUUUACUUAUGCAUUUCUACUUUUACUUUCACUUUCCCCGCACCUAUGCUGAUAUCUUUCUUUCUUCUUUUUUUUUUCUCAAUACAUUUCUCUCUCCUUCUAUUUCUCUUGUGUUGUUUUUCCUUUCUUCUUUUGCGUAUUUCCUUUUCAUGCUUCCUAAUUUCUUUCUUUUUAAUUUUUCCUUGUUUUCUUAUGACUUUUUUACUCUUUUUAUUUUUCCACUUUCUUCACUUCUUUUCCUCUUUCUUUCUUUUCCUUUUUCCUUCUUUUCCACCCUCUUAUUUUUCUCUUUAUUUUCCUCUUUCCUUCUGUUUUUCUUUCUUUUCCUCCAUCUUUCUUUUACUCUUUCCUUCUUUUCCUCUUCCUUCUUUAUUUUCCUCUUUCCCUCUUUUCCUCCUUUAUUUUCCUCUUUGUUAAUUUUCCUUUUUCUUUCUUUUCCUCUUUCCUUAUGUUCAUCUUUCAUUCUUUUCCUCUUUCCUUAUUUUCCCCCUUCCUUAUUUUCCUAUUGUUUAUUCAUUGUUUCCAGUCUCCGCAUUUUCUUUAAUGAAAUCGGUCUUUUUUCAACUUCUUUGUUCCUUUGUCGUUUCCGUUCGGAAUAA
This is a messenger RNA of Acanthosepion pharaonis, 864 nucleotides long. Lineage: Eukaryota; Metazoa; Mollusca; Cephalopoda; Sepiida; Sepiidae. The record is from the annotation of a GenBank genome assembly.